This is a messenger RNA of Protobothrops mucrosquamatus (brown spotted pit viper), 2094 nucleotides long. RefSeq names its product solute carrier family 5 member 11 (gene SLC5A11). Gene Ontology annotation, cellular component: plasma membrane. The coding region runs from base 4 to 1908 and encodes 634 amino acids. Gene Ontology annotation, biological process: transmembrane transport. Gene Ontology annotation, molecular function: D-glucose:sodium symporter activity. The record is from RefSeq and is a predicted model, not a curated record. The transcript is spliced from 14 exons. Lineage: Eukaryota; Metazoa; Chordata; Lepidosauria; Squamata; Viperidae.
UCAAUGUGGAAGACAAAACGAAGCACCGUUAAGGGUUACUUCCUAGCUGGGGGCGAGAUGGUCUGGUGGCCGGUGGGGGCCUCCCUGUUUGCCAGUAAUGUUGGCAGCGGGCAUUUCAUUGGCUUGGCUGGCUCUGGUGCGGCCUCUGGAAUUGCUGCCACGGCCUACGAAUGGAAUGGGAUGUUUUGUGUCCUGGUGCUGGCAUGGCUGUUUGUUCCCAUCUAUCUUGCAAGUGAGGUUACAACCAUGCCAGAGUAUUUGCAGAGACGGUUUGGUGGCAAAAGGAUUCAGAUCUUCCUUGCAAUUCUCUACUUGUUUAUCUAUAUAUUCACCAAAAUUUCAGUUGACAUGUAUGCUGGGGCUCUCUUCAUCCAACAGGCCCUGCACUGGGACCUCUACAUAGCGGUCACCGGUUUGCUGGUCAUCACUGCAAUUUACACUGUGGCAGGGGGCCUGGCAGCGGUCAUCUACACGGACACCCUGCAGACGGUCAUCAUGCUGGCUGGCGCCCUCACCCUGAUGGGCUUCAGCUUUGCCAAAAUUGGAGGCCUCGAGGACCUGAAGAACAGAUACUUCAAAGCCAUCGCAAGCAACCACCACGGAAACACCAGCUGUGGUUUGCCAAGACAGGAUGCCUUCCACAUAUUCCGGGACCCUGUCACAUCCGACUUUCCCUGGCCGGGAAUCAUAGUGGGAAUGACCAUCCCAUCUUUGUGGUACUGGUGCACUGACCAGGUCAUUGUCCAAAGGUCUCUGGCGGCAAAGUCUCUCUCUCAUGCCAAGGGCGGGGCCCUGCUGGCCUCCUACUUGAAGAUCCUGCCUCUCUUCAUGAUGGUCUUGCCUGGCAUGAUCAGCCGUAUCCUCUUUCCAGAUCUAGUGGCCUGUGCUGAUCCCAAAUCCUGUAAAGAGAUCUGUGGCAAUCCAUCUGGAUGUUCAGAUAUUGCGUACCCCAAACUUGUCAUUGAGCUUCUGCCACUGGGACUAAGAGGGCUUAUGAUGUCGGUCAUGAUCGCAGCACUGAUGUCCUCUUUGACUUCAAUCUUCAACAGCGCAAGCACCAUUUUCACCAUGGACCUUUGGCGACAUCUUCGACCUCUGUCUUCUGAAUGGGAGCUCAUGAUCGUUGGCAGGGUGUUUGUUCUGCUCCUUGUGAUCAUUUCCAUCCUGUGGAUCCCCCUGGUGCAAGCCAGCCAGGGUGGGCAGCUCUUCAUCUACAUCCAGACCAUCAGCUCUUACCUGCAACCUCCCGUGGCCAUCGUGUUUAUCCUCGGAUGCUUCUGGAAGCGGACAAAUGAGAAGGGGGCAUUUUGUGGUCUUUUGGUUGGCAUGGUGAUCGGCCUAAUCCGGAUGGUUUUGGAUUUCGUCUACCUGCAGCCGGGCUGUGGGGAGUCAGAUGACCGUCCGGCUGUGGUGAAAUAUGUGCAUUAUCUCUACUUCUCCAUGAUCCUGGGGGUGAUCACGCUCAUUGUGGUGGUGGCUGUCAGCCUCUUGACGGAGGCCCCCCCGGAGGAAAUGGUUAGCCGCCUCACCUGGUUCACCCGCAAGGAUGUUCCAAGAAAAAAUGAUGCUCCAACUGCAUCGUUGUCCAUUCCAGUCAGAGGUAACAAUGAGGCUGGUCUUUCUCCUCUGGGGCAACUGGAAAUCAUGGAUGGCCCAGAAAACAUUUGCAAAAAACAUUCAGGUCCCUUGGACACAAAGAAGAAGGAGAAGAAGUCUAAAUUAAUGAGCCUGUUUUUGUGGCUCUGUGGGAUGGAGAGCAGAGAUAAGGACUCACCUGGGAUGCCUGCUGAGCCCAAAGCUGGAGUCAGGGCUUCACUUGAUGAACCACCUCUGGUGAAGCACAUCCUCAACAUCAACCUGGUCUUGUGCAUGAGCGCUGGGGUCUUUCUCUGGGCCUACUUUGCAUAGCAUUGGACCAGGCCAGCCAUUGCAGAGACACUCUUCUUGCUUCCACACCUGGGGAUGCCAUCCAGAACAAAAGAGCAUCAAAAAUAAGAUGACAUGACGAUCCUGCACAUUAUAUAUAUUUUUAUAUUCCCUAGAAAAAAUGGUAGAAUUAUGUGAAGAAUUCAGCUUUGGCUGGAGCAGGGUAGC